AUCCAGCGGCAGACACACCAGCGCCUCUACACAGUGGCUGUAAAUAUCAGCAAAACGACAUCACCGGUCACCUCAUACGUCUAACAUUUUAGCUCCGCGUGUGUUUGAGAUCUUUCACGUGGACCUUGUGCCAGUUAAACAUCUGACAGAAGAGUGUAGUGAAAUGGUUCAGACGGUCUUUCAGCUGGGAUGAACUAACCCACAGAGCGCGUGCCUGCUUUGUACUGCGCAAUCUUUAACGAUUGCCGGUGAAGUCGUUGCGCUUUGAAACGUGAGCCGGGAUCCCACAAUAAAAAAAUAAACAAAUAUAUGAUAAUAGUCGCAACAGGCGGAUGAGAUAGCCAGAAAAAAGCUGCGUUCUGCACUGGGUUUAAAUAGAAAUGUAGUUCCCUUCUCUCUCUUUUUUUAAUUUUUAUUUUAUUAUUGUUGUUUUCGUGUCUACUGAGGAAUUCCCCGACUUUGCAGAGGCGAGUCCCGCAGAGAUGCUCGUUCAAAACCAAGUGACGGGCAAGAAAGCUGCGUUCCGCUCGCAUCGCGGAGCACCAGGAGCGUUUGGAUUGAAGUUGGCGAUGGAGCGAACGCCAAGAGGCACGCGAUGAGGAGCCCUUUUCUGACAUUUUGAUUUUUGUUAUUUCCUUUUUAUUUCAUCCUUUUUUUUUUAUUGUAUUUUUGCAACGGCGCCGAUCUGCCUCCCAGAGACGCGUGGUGAGCUCCCCAAUCUCUGGGGGCGCAGCGCGUCAGCCUGCGCUGGCUGAUGGAGCUGCCUCUGUUCAACUUGGAUGCGCUUCUCUCUUUCGGUCUCAUCACUUAAGUUUGUAGCGAUUGCGUGAACUGAAAGCGGAUGGAGAAGGGAAGGAGGAAACGCGGUAACCAAUGUUCACGGCUUCAAGGCGCGUCGGGGUCCAAUUAUUUACCCCUUCCUUCUUUUACGGUUAUGCAACAAAUUUCACCACCGAAUGACUUAAAACGAUGAGGAAAUCAAUCUUCGGGACUUUUUGAACACUGAGGACCACUUCGGUUGUGAUUGUGUUUUUUUUUUUUUUUUCUUUUUUUUUUUUUUUGGUUUCGAGAGCAAAGCGGUCGGAAUAUCGAGCCUGUUCAUGGGGGAGACACAUUGUUCGGGCUCUGGAGUUACAAUGAAGAAUUUGGAAAGUGGUGCUCACGUUUGAGGAUUACCAGGCGUUUUUUUAAAAAACAAUUUUUCUUCUCCUGCACAACACAGACGUCCAGGUUGAUGUCUGAAAAGUGCUCUGCGAACUCUGAGCUCCCAUGGAGUGGGUGUGCUCCACACUUACAUAAAACCAGCAGACUCUUAGGUUGCCAUGAGUGAGGAGGAGGAGGGCCCUGGUGUUGCAGCAUCAGCAUCCACACAGUCAGCAGCGACAGCCGCCAGGACACCACCGGCCGCAACCAAAGGCAGAGAUGGUGUGGUUUCGUCCUCGCCCCCCCGCAGGCCCUCUCCUCUCUAUCGCGUCUGUCCCGAGGAAAAAGAGGCAGAAGAGGAAGAGAAGGGGAUCAUUCAGGAAGAGAGGCUCGAAGAAGAAGAAACGGAGCUGAAGGUGGUGGAGGAGCGUGACGACGGCGGCGACGACGAGGACGACGCCGACGAUGGCAGCAGCGACACCAGCGUGCUGGUGGUGCCCUAUCCUGAGCUGGUUCCUGUGGUCUUCUUCUGUCUGAAGCAGACAACCUGCCCACGCAGCCUGUGCAUCCGCAUGGUCUGCAGCCCGUGGUUUGAGCGUGUGAGCAUGAUGGUGAUCCUGCUGAACUGCGUGACCCUGGGGAUGUACCAACCCUGCGAGAACAUCGACUGCUCCUCAGACCGCUGCCAGAUAUUACAGGCGUUUGAUGCGUUCAUCUACAUCUUCUUUGCCAUGGAGAUGGUGAUCAAGAUGGUCGCUCUGGGAAUCUUCGGACGGCGCUGUUACCUUGGAGACACGUGGAACCGCCUGGAUUUCUUCAUCGUCAUGGCAGGGUCAGAACCUCCUGUUCCAAUUGUUUGACCCUCCUCUAGGCAGAGUGACACACCCUGACGGGUGUAGUGAAAAAUUCACAGAGUGGCACAGAAACAUAUGCAGCAUAUUAAAAUUAGAUGCAGAACAUAGAACAUAUAGACCAAAAUAUAGCUGAAUAAUUUAAAGUUGUGUAGCUUAAACGUUAAACAUUACGCCAUACUGCAAACGUUCAGAAUCGUAACCACAGCUUGGCAGUGCAGCACGUUUAAAUCGUUUCAAAGUUCAAAUGUAACCAUGACUUAUGGUGGCUCUAUUUAAAGACUUGGCCCUUAAAUC
Molecule: messenger RNA, 2291 nt
Organism: Poecilia latipinna (sailfin molly)
Lineage: Eukaryota; Metazoa; Chordata; Actinopteri; Cyprinodontiformes; Poeciliidae
Product: voltage-dependent T-type calcium channel subunit alpha-1I
Exons: 5
Coding region: 1323-2003 (226 amino acids)
Biological process (GO): calcium ion import across plasma membrane
Cellular component (GO): voltage-gated calcium channel complex; membrane
Molecular function (GO): high voltage-gated calcium channel activity
Source: RefSeq, a predicted model, not a curated record